Messenger RNA from Bombus impatiens (common eastern bumble bee), 4270 nucleotides. RefSeq names its product protein phosphatase 1 regulatory subunit 12A (gene Mbs). Gene Ontology annotation, cellular component: cytoplasm. NCBI's taxonomy places the organism in Eukaryota, Metazoa, Arthropoda, Insecta, Hymenoptera, Apidae. The record is from RefSeq and is a predicted model, not a curated record. Gene Ontology annotation, molecular function: phosphatase regulator activity; protein kinase binding; enzyme inhibitor activity. Gene Ontology annotation, biological process: signal transduction. The coding region runs from base 392 to 3529 and encodes 1045 amino acids. The transcript has 22 exons.
GGUUGUUUCGCUGGUUUCGACACAGCUCGCACGGUACGGGACGGCCAAGAAUAGCAAAGAGCACGCGAAUCUAGCCGUCCUGUAACUGAGUCUGGUGAAGGCGACCGACCGCUCCCUUCGUAGUCCGUCAGAACGAAUUUGAACGUAUAUUUUUCUUAGUGGAAAAACACGCGAUCCGCGAUUAAGUUGUAUAUGGAGGUAAGAAGUGGAAAACGAUCAUUUCAGCGUGUCGAAUCACGCAAAGUGAACUGAAGUGAAGUGGCCUCGGCGAAGUGGAGAUCUAAAAGCAGUAGAGAAGGAGAGAGUGAGAAGAAGAGAAAGAAAGAGAAGAAAAGACUGUGUGCGAAGUGGUUAUAAGAUUCUUGAGUGCAGUCGUGCGUGUUUUCGGGCAAUGUCUCUCGAAAGUCGUUCGAGCUCAGCCCUAUUUAAAAGGGCUGAACAGCUCAAACGCUGGGAACAGUCCGAAACAAAUCGUGAACCGACUCAACCACGUCAGGUCGCACGAAAAAUUAAAUUCUCAGCGGAUUGUGUGUUCUUGGCAGCAUGCGCGGCAGGCGACAAGGAAGAGGUCGUACGUUUACUCCAAAAGGGGGCGGAUAUCAACACCGGAAAUGUUGAUGGUCUCACAGCAUUACAUCAAGCAUGUAUCAAUGAUGAUCUGGAUAUGGUCGAAUUUUUAGUAGAAAAAGGAGCUGAUAUCAAUUGUGGAGAUAACGAAGGCUGGACACCAUUGCAUGCAACUGCAUCUUGUGGAUUUAUAUCUAUUGCUAAAUAUUUAAUAGAGAAAGGAUGUAAUUUAGCAGCAGUUAACUAUGAUGGUCAACUAGCUCUUGAUAUUGCUGAAAGUGUUGAAAUGGAAGAUAUGCUGCAACAACAUAUAAGUAAAGCUGGCAUAGACUGUGAUCAAGCCAGAAGUGAAGAAGAAAGAUCAAUGUUAAAUGAUGCUAGAGCAUGGCAAUCAGGAGCAGCUGGCAAGGAUUCAAUCCAUCCUAAAUCAGGAGCCACUGCUCUUCAUGUUGCUGCUGCUAAAGGCUACAUUGACGUUAUGGAGAUAUUACUGCAAGCUAGGUGUGAUGUUAAUGCUCAAGAUUUUGAUGGUUGGACACCUUUGCAUGCUGCAGCACAUUGGGGACAAUUAGAAGCCUGUGAACUUCUAGUGGAAAAUUUUUGUAAUAUGGACAUUAAGAAUUAUGCUGAUCAAACUGCAUUUGACAUUGCUGAUUCAUCUAUAUUAUCAGCCCUGGAGGAAUUAAAAGCAAAACAACAGUUAUUAAUGAAAGACCAUCCACAAAUUAUUAAUAAGAAACAGCCAACUAUACCAAAGAAACGCGUAUCAACAAAUAACGAAAAUACUAUAACUAUGCAAGAAUCGGUAGAAACAUUUGAAGAAGAGACGCCAAAUAAAGUUAAAAAGGUCGAAUUAGAAAUUCAGUCUGAUAAAGAAGAUUCUAGUACUGGAACAAAUAGUGAUGUUGCAAUUUGUAUUUCUUGUAACAAUGCUGCAUGGACAGAAGCGACACGUGAAACAGAUAUGGAAGAGAGUGAUGGUGAAGGUGAAUCUGAGACUAGCUCAGACUCACAUUCUUCCACUUACUCCAAUCAAUCUGAUAAGUCUAACGAAUCAAACCACUCUCCAUGUCUUACAGAUGAUGAAAAGAAAAAUAGAGCAAAUAGAGAAGAAACAGCCCCGCGUAAUAUUUCGCCUCCUAUCGAUGCUAAUAAAGUUCCUAAUCAGGCUCCAAUAAUGCCUCCAAAACAACAGACUGAUAAUGAAGAAGGAGUUAUACCAUCUUGGCGGCGAUCAGGCUCUUUCAGAAAUAGGGUACAAAAUACAGAAGCAACUUUGUCUUCGAGGCUUGAGGAUAAGGAUAAAACUAUUAAAUCGCCAACCAUGUCAAACAAACUUAAUACGGAACCUGAUGUCGUAUUGACAAGAACGCAUAGCUUUGAAACGGAUGAAAAGUUUUAUGAACAGUACUUGGCAUUACGAGCUCGAAUCAAGGCGUUUUCUUGCCCUACUCUCCAUUGCUGCAACGCAGCUACUCCUACUCACACGAAUACUACGACCCGUUCUGCAUCUCUACGCGAAACCCACAGAAGAAAAGAAGCAAAAUUAAACUUGGAACUCUCAAGACUGCCACAGGGAAGCAAUACACUUUCACCAACAACUACAUCCAAAACAAUAGUGUCAAGUACACUGCCAACUACUACAGCUACAGCUACGACUGCCACAACAAUAACAACUACUACAAGUCCUAUUCCAACUAAUCAAAUACGCAGUGUUCAACCAGUGGAAGCUACAGCUACAAACAAUUCAGUAGCAGUUCCUGGAACUCCCACUACACCAGGAGGGAGCAAACUAAGUCCAGGAAAUAUCUUCAAGAAUUUCUUCAAAUCAUUUGUUCCUCCUGUUCGUGAUGAGGAAAGUGAAACACAAAGAAAAGCACACGCGAAAAGAGUAAGAGAAACUCGACGUUCGACUCAAGGAGUGACAUUGGACGAAAUCAAAAGUGCAGAACAAUUAGUAAAAAAGAAACAACAAAACAAUGAAAUUCCUUCCACAAUAUCUUCUACACAGCCUGCAACCACUACCAGCAAUACAGCCUCGAUUACAGCUACAAUAACAACAGCAACUCCUACUACUGUAAUUUCAAAUAAACCUUCUGAAGAACUUAAUUUACCUGAAAGACGACCUUCCUGGAGAUUGAAAGUGGAUAAUGGAAGCAAGUUCCAGCUAGAAGAUGCUAAUAACAGAGCUACUACGCUAUCUAAUACAGAUACUACUACAGCAUAUAUGAGAAGACCUUCAGCGGGUACAAGUGUACCUAGACCAUCAUCAGCUCCAGUUGAAACUAUCGCAACGAGUAGUGCAGAAACAACAGUGACAUUACCACUUAGACGAUCGUUAAAACAACCUGAAGAUAAAGAACAAGAUAAGGAAAAUGAUAGUAGAAAUGCACAAGCUACACAAGCUGUUAUACAAAGGAGACGAAGACCUAAAAGGAGAUCUACUGGUGUUGUCCACGUUGAUAUGGAUGAAAUCGAUCCAGAGAAACAAGACUUAACUGCUGGAGGAGAUUAUGAUGAGUCCAAAAUCAACCACAAUGAGAGUGGAAAUGACCGUACUGGGAGAUCUAACAGGCUAGGAUCUAUAUCAUCACUAUCAUCAGAAGCACCUUCUAUGUCAGUAAGACUAAAGUCUACGACUUCUGAAAAUGGUGAAUUAGAUUAUAAAAAAUUGUAUGAAGAAUCUCAAGCAGAAAAUGAAAGACUUAAAGAAAAGCUUAGGCGGUCAGAUGAACAAUUAAAGGAAGCCAGAAAUUUAUUGGACAAAGCACAAAGUGCUCAAAAUAAAACAGUUCUAUCUGAAACUGAGAAAAGGGAAAGGAGAGCAAUGGAAAGGAAAUUGUCAGAAAUGGAAGAAGAAUUGAAGCAAUUACAAAAGCUCAAAGCUGAAAAUGAGAGAUUGAAAGCCGAAAAUCGGGCACUUACCCGCGUCGUAUCCAAACUCACCAAUACUACUAAAUAGGUGAUGGACCAAUUGAAAUGUGAAAACCAGAGGCUAAAAGAUGAAAACGGUGCCUUGAUAAGAGUAAUCAGCAAAUUAUCCAAAUAACUCCAAUGGUCUUAAAAAAGGGCUGUCUAGCGUUUCUUAUGUUGCAUUACAAUUGAUUGAAUGAAUUGUUUUAGCUAUAAAGCAUCAUGAUCAUUAUUGCUAGUAUUCUUACAAUGUAUAUUACAUCAUCACAUUAUUGAUGAAUUUAUUCUUAAUGCUAGUAAUUUAAUUUAUUAUCAAACAAAUCACUCGCGUGGCUGUGCCAAGAGCGAAGAGAGACAUUGCUCCUAUUCUUAGAAUUGUGAAUAGUCGACUAUAAAGGACUUAGAAUUUUUACUUUCUCACAUGUAACUCUUCCUGUCGAAGAUAAAUUUCAUGGUUCAUUUUAGAGCCGGCGCUUGUAAAGCAAAAUGUACUUCGUUCGAAUUGAUAAAAAACAAACGUUCUUUAUGACAAUUUUUUUUAAAGAAUUCACGUUAUUAAUGUUGACUCUUUAUAAGGAUAUUUUGUAAAUAUGUAAUAGGUAAUAAUAACGUGGCAUUUUAGAAUUAAAUAAGAAAAUUUUUUACUUUCAAAAAACACGUAAGAGAUAUAUAUCAAAUUUAUUGUAUAAACUUGUUUCCAUAAUUGUAAUGCAGGCGAAUACAUUCGUAGCGUAUUACAAGAUUAAGUAGAACAAUAAAAAAAAAAGUGAAUUAAGAUAAUGAUUUUCAU